Mixia osmundae IAM 14324 is the source of this 502-nucleotide messenger RNA. RefSeq lists its product as uncharacterized. The coding region runs from base 34 to 333 and encodes 99 amino acids. The transcript has 3 exons. The record is from RefSeq and is a predicted model, not a curated record. Lineage: Eukaryota; Fungi; Basidiomycota; Mixiomycetes; Mixiales; Mixiaceae.
CUCAUGAGAUACUGAGCAUCAGCCUGUGCCGCCAUGCUGCGUUCGCGUGACAUCUCGGAUCGCCUGUUGAUGUCGCAGUCGCGCAGAUUUGUGGAGCUCAGGAGAAACGAGACAAUGACUGGCCGAGCAGGAGGCAAGGCGAAGCCCCUCAAGGCGCCAAAAAAGGAGAAGCGUGAAGAAGAUGAAGAUGAUCUUGCUUUCAAGGCAAAGCAAAAGGCUGAUGCUGCUGCGACCAAGGAGGCUGCCCUGAGAGCUGCCAAAGGCGGUCCUAUGGGCGGCGCUGGCAUAAAAAAGUGGGCUUGCAAUAUGCACUAUAGCGCCCGAUGCUCAUGAGGUCAAGCAGGUCGGGCAAGAAGUGAAUGACAGAGCUUGUGCAUAUCACGGAAUGUAUGCAUAUUAUAGACGCAGUGGCGGGCGACCUUGCACGUAAAUUUCUCCCAGCACACUGUUUUCGCGCACAAUGAACGCGUCACGUCCUUCGCUCACGUCCUGGCCUUCUUCC